ACGACGCGAAUACAUGCUCACAGGUGGUUGAUUUAAAUAUUAAUGCUUUAAUAUUUUAAUGCUCAAUACUUUUGAAAAUGCAAAACGCUGAUUAUAUUGAACGAAAUUGGUUAUUUUAUUUAGCUCAACCAACUAAAUUACUAUUGGAUAUUGAUAGACUAACAAUAUCACAUCAAUUGGAAUUACUGAAACAAUCAUUAUCACAAGCUGAAAUCAGUGAACGAAAAACAAACUUAACUAAUUCAGAGAAUAGUUUAAGUGAUAACUUAACUUUAGAAAAUGAAAUUGUGAAUUCUGAUGAUGUAUUUAUAGAAUCAUCUAAAUUAUUCAAAAAAUCUAAGGUAUUAGAUAUAAUAUCCUUACAGAUUGCUGCAAAUUUGAAAUUCAGUCUAAAUUUAUUCCGUAUAGUAUCAGAAAUGCCUGUUAAGCUUCUUGCACGUCUUUAUAGAGUUUUAAUAAUGCAUACUGCAAAGUGUUCGUCAAUUUUUCAACCUUUAUUUGAAAAGGCAGUAGACAAAGAAAACAUCUUUACAAUCAAUCCAUAUGGUUGUUAUACAUGGUCUCAGUUGAAUCCUAUGACAAUUUAUGGAAUAAUGUCUUACCAUAUAUGGUGUCUUCAUGUACGUUUUUUCAUUUGCAUGAUGUAACAUAAUUCAGGUUUCUCUUUCAUCCAGUAUGUUGCCUCAACCGUUUCGAAAUCUUACACCAGUUGUUUCUGGUUUAACUGAAGUCCCUGAAGUAACAUUUUUUGCUGAUAAUCGUGUUGAAGUUGGCGUUGUUUUAACACGUAUACAGGAGUCUGUGAAUCAGUUAAAUGAGAUCAAUAGUUUGUUGGAUAGUCUUAAUAUAGCUAGACCUUUUUCAUCAGCAUUUUCGGUAAUGGACUCAACUUUUUCAACUAUUUCCAAGUUACCAAAGUCUGAGUUUGUUCAAGAAGAUCAAAGUCCCAACUUCUUAUCAGAGUUUGUUCUUCAGUACUCAAAACCUUUGUGCAAAGGCUAUCUUUCUGCAUCACUUAACUUUGUACUAGGACGCUAUGCUUUUCAACAACAGCAGUUUAGUCGAUCACAGGAGCUUCUUCAACUUGUCUUCAACGAAAUGCAGACUCAACAGCUUCACUACCUGGAUGAAACUGGAGCUACACUGAAAUUAGUACAAGCUUAUUUAACUGCCUGUUUGUCAUAUACUCCUUCAGGAUAUAUUACAGAUGAUUUUUCAGUUUCUCAGUCUCAUAAUGAAUUUUUACAACAUUUUUGUAAAGCAUUAGAAAGAUGUUUAUCAGAACCACAUACAUGUUUGUUAAAUCCUUUUUGGACUCAGCCAUGGAGUUUAUCGUCUACUAUUGAUAUGAAAUCAGGAUCUUCUGUUAAACCACUCACAAUAGAAGCUCAUCUCUAUGAAAUCCUACUUAACAGUUUAGUUUCUGUUAGUGAUUCUUCUGACUCAUAUAUUCCAGUUGGUUUAGGGAUUCGUAACAAGUUGGAGAGCUUAUGUUUGAAAUUAUUGACUGCUCAGCAUAAUUUAUUUGUUGAAUCAACAGAUACUGCCAAUAUCAAAAGUAAUUCUUCUAAAAAUCCAAAGCAAACUGAACAACUACGCAACAGUAGAAUAUCAGAUUUUGAAGCUGUUCGUCAACUUUUCACCAAGAUACAUAUAUGUAAUUCGAUUGAACGACUAAUAUCAAAUUCUAUGGAACUUCCGUUUACUUUGACGACAGAAUUAUUACUGAAUAUUCCCCGAACAAAUUUGGAGCUGUUAACAAGAAAAGAGCAUACUGUAUCGCCGAUAAUUUAUAUUGAUACCAUAAAAGGAAGGGAAUUCUUAUUCGAUUGUUUAGCUUCCUUGUUAGAGAAGUUAUCAACCUUAGAAAAUUCUUAUUCAACUCAUAUUUUAAUAAUUUGUCAGUAUGUUACUUUUCUAGUUCAAGAAGGGAUUUGUUUAUUAGGAAGUUUAUUAAACAAACCAAUCAAACAGAAUUCCGAUCUAUUUUCAAUACAAAAGAAUUUUCAUGGUUUGUUAGAAGCACUUAUAUCCCAUAAAAUGAUGAACUUUUUGCCUAUGGAUAAUAGAAAAUACCUACAAUCUGUCUUUGAGGCAACAUGUUCUAUAAGUUCAUUUGAUAAUGAUAUGAACUGUCAACAUCUAUGUUCUCUUAUCCCUGACUCAAUUUCAGAUUUACCUAAUCCUAGUCAUAAUCCUACUAUGAAAUUAUAUUCACUGAAUGAAGAGGAUUUAUGUACUCAAGGUCUUGGCUUUUGGUUCAACUAUGAGAUAUGGUCUCCUACUGAUCAAACUUCUACUCCUUUCAGACCACGUUCACUCAGAGGAAGUUCCCCAUUUUCAACCUCAGGUGAUGUAGAUAUGCGUAAUAUGACGCAUCAAUAUCAAUUCUCAUCAUUUCUACAAAUGCCUAUCUUGCAAACUCAUUUUGUCAGUGAACAUGGAUCCUUCACCAAUUCUUCACUUCAAACCUUUUCUAAAGAAAAUUCACUUGUAUGUGAUGUCCAGGUGAUCCGUUAUCUUUUGUUAACUCGAAAUGUUACAGAUGUGAAUAUAUUGGUAGAUUAUCUUUUGAGUUCAGGUAUGUCACCGGAUGGAAUUUUGGAACUGAAUAGUUCAUGGCGUUCUUCUUUACACUAUCUAGCUUCAUUGGAAUUGGUAGGACUACAUGCUGUCCAUGAGAAUAGUGCAAAAAACCCAAUUGAAUUCUUUUUAUCAUCAUCCGGAAAUAUUAUGUGGGCGAUUACAGUACUGUUACAGUUGGCUAAAGGUUCAUCUAUCAUUCGUCAUGAAACAUCACAGCUGACUACAGCUAGAGCUAUGUUAUUAGCGUCUUUAAACAAUCUUGCUUCACUUAAUCCAAUGGUACCAUCUCCAUCUUCGUUACCGUCAGCAUCACCUGGUAAUGUUGCAUCAUCUGGUCAUAUAGUAGGCAAGAAGUCCCGUGCUGUUGAUGUCUUUCAUUGGAUUCGAGCUGCUAUUAGACAUGAAUUACUGUUGGCUGACUUGUUAGAAUUCUUGAAUCCAUCUUCGUUGAUUGACCUUGGAGGAAACAGUCAGUCGUCGAAAUUAAGUCAUCCUGGACAAGUAUCUUUGAAUGAUUUAAUCAGACGAGCUAAAAUUUGUCUUUUCUAUGCAACUGGUCUGUCAUCGAAUGCUAAUGCCUUGGAGACUAAAAUGGAGUCAUUGAACCCUAUUGGUCUGUCUGAUGAACUAGUUACUGCUGCUACUUGUUUUCUACUGAUGGCUAAAGAAUCUAAUUUCUUGUACCCUAUAUCAUUUCCAACAAAAUCAGUUUCAUUACCUCCGGGAAGAAUUUCUUUUCGUGUUGGAUGUGCUGGUUCUUUAGAUUUAAUUCGGAUUUUAUUACAUUUUUAUGAGGUAUUACAAUCAUCUAUCGAAAGUUUUAGCUUACAGUCAGAUUGUAUUCAUUCACCUUCUAUUACAAAUAUUCAAAUGAAUUCUGAUAAACAAAACUUAUCUCAUAUAAAAAUUUUUUUGGCUGCUACUAUCAAAUUUGGUGAUUUAGAUAAACUGAAAACUGUUAUAAGUGACUUUUAUGGAAUAAUUAUUCGUGGAUGGCUUAUUCCAGCUUAUAGUUCAAUGGAUAGUAUGAAUAAUAAUUCUACUGUGUCUGUAUCUGAACAUCGAAAUACACGAAAAUAUCAUACAGGUGCAUCUCGUUCAGGAAUUAGUUCACCCAGUUUAUACAAUAUAGUUGGUUUGUUGGGAAUCAUGGAUGAAGUUGCACGGUUAAUUACGAAUUCUGGAUUCAAGUUCCAUUUUGAUGCUAAAUGUAAAACUUCAGACGUUAUAGACUAUUCAUCUAUUGGAUCACAUUUACUCGAUUAUCUUAUUAUUGGUUUCGCUCAGAUAACUCAUCAGUUAUGUACAAAGUUUAGUUUACAUAUUUUGAGAAAAAUAGUUGCUUGUUUUUCUACAAAUCAUACGGAGGAACACAAAAUCACUGAUUGUGUAAUCACGGGAGAGAAUCCAACCACAAUAAUAACUAGUAGUAACAGUAACCUGACUGUUGAUUCAAAGUCUAAUGCAAAUGUUCGUACUUCUAGAUGGGAUAGACCUAAAGAUCAAUCCGCAGAUAAGAAGAAGGAUCGUAAACGUAAUCAAUCCGACAAGAUUUUGACCAGCCAAAAACCAGUGGUAUUAUCAUUUUUGGAUGAAGAAUUAUGGACUGUAGACUUAGAAUCAAAUUCUCCCAUCAAUGGUGAAGUGUUAUGUGAUCAUUUAAAGCAUUUCCUAGAUUGGAGUUUAACUAAUCAACCUGAUAGAAUAGAUUGGCUUAUAUUACGUGGUGAGAUAGAAUUCUUUGAGAAAAACUAUCGUUUAGCCUUGUCAACAUAUUUGGAGUAUGCAGGUGUUGUUAGUAAUUCAUUUUCAGAAAAUAUUAUAUCAGUAUACUUUCCAAAAGAGCUAUUAUUUCGUAUGAUGUGUUGCCUUCAAUAUCUUGGAUUGUUUUAUGAAAGUGUAAUCCUUUCACAAUUUGAAUCAUCAUCUAAUGAUGAAUGCCUUAUUGACAAUAUUAUUCAACUAAUUAGUUGUUUAGGUCAAAAUUCUAAUGGUUGGCCAGUUAUACAAGUAGACACUUUUAGUAAUGCAUUUGUAAAUCUUCAAAAUCAAGGAUUAGAAUAUUUUGAAAAUAUUUCUUUGGAUUGUUUACGUGGAUCUUGUGGUGGAACAUUUCUUCAUACUACAUUGGAUUGUCCUGAUAACUUGAUUUCUUAUCUUUGGAAUGUUCGUUUAUUAUCAGCUCUAGAGUAUUCUGCUUCAAAUCGUGGUGCAUUUUCACAGGCAGCAAAAUUUAAAGCCCGUCUCAAUAAUCCUGAAAUCAAUGUCAACAAUCCAGAUGACAUCUUAUCAGAGAAUAGAUGUACAUUAAGCUUGGAGUAUCUUCGUUAUCUGUACAAUCUUUAUUUAGUUUAAUGUUAUAUACACCUAUAUAUCUGUACAGCUUUUCUAUUUUAAUAAAGUUUUCUUUUGGAUAUAUUAUUUAAUUUUUUUUGGUGAUUAUUUUGAUAAAUUGUAUGCAAAAAUGUAAUUAUUUCAUCUUUAUAUAAUCAGUUGUGUACUGUUCUGUAUAUUCAUAAAUGAUCUAUCGGCCUGGAUUUAGUUUUACAAGCUUCUUCGAGACUAUGAGCUAUAAUUCUACUUGUUUCAGGUUGACUUUGCCUUUCAUUCUUCUUAUCUUAUUAGUUUGUGACACUAUGGAUUGCAGUGCUUCUUCAGACUCUUUGAGUAUACACCAAUCAAAUGGUAAUUGUUACUCGAGGAUUUGGUCUUCAGCAGUGCCUCGGCCAACAAUAAAAGAGUGAAGUGGUUGCGUGUGUUUUGAACACUUCAUUUACCUGGGAAGCGGAACCAGCCCUGGUGCGUUUGUCUCCGAUUGUCUAUUAAGGGUCCGGAGUACUGUACAGCACUCCACUCUGUUCUACUGUAUGGCUAUGAAACAUGGCCAUUGAAGUUGGGAGACAUGAGAAGUCUGGCUUCAGGUGUUUCACCACUUUUGCCUUCAUAGUAUAGGCCAUAUUCCAUGGUGUCACCACGUGAGUAAUGCAGAAGUCAGGUAUAGAGUCUUA
Messenger RNA from Heterobilharzia americana, 5594 nucleotides. The record is from the annotation of a GenBank genome assembly. Lineage: Eukaryota; Metazoa; Platyhelminthes; Trematoda; Strigeidida; Schistosomatidae.